ACCCUAGAGACGGAAACCCUAGUUCAGAGUCUCCGAUUGCGGUUGGUUGAGCGAAGCUUCCAUUUGCAGCCAUGGAGACUGCGAAAGCCGCAAGAACUGUGAAAGACGUUUCUCCUCACGAGUUCGUCAAGGCCUAUUCUUCUCACCUCAAGCGAUCUGGGAAGAUAGAGCUUCCUCACUGGACUGAUAUUGUGAAGACUGCUACGUUCAAGGAGCUUGCUCCAUAUGAUCCUGAUUGGUACUAUGUAAGAGCUGCUUCAAUGGCAAGGAAAAUUUAUUUGAGGCAGGGUCUAGGAGUUGGUGGCUUCCGAAGAAUUUAUGGUGGGAGCAAGAGGAAUGGAAGUCGCCCACCCCACUUCUGUAAGAGCAGUGGUUCCAUUGCUCGCCACAUACUCCAACAGUUGGAGAAGAUGAACAUUAUUGAAAAUGACCCCAGGGGUGGAAGGAGAAUCACAUCCAGUGGCCAGCGGGAUCUCGACCAAGUUGCUGGACGGAUUGUAGUUGCUCUUUAAGCCAAUGUUGGCUUUCAUACGGCACAGUGCCACAAUUUUGUGUUGCUGUAGGUUUCCCAAUUUGGUUGAACUGAUCUAGCCUGAGCUAAGAUUUUUGUUUGGUGUUUUUCCUCUUCUGGACAUGAGGUUUUGUUCUAGGGCUUGGAAUUUGAUAUUUGCAGUGUUGAAUUUCACAUGAACCAUCUUACAAUCGAGCAGUAAAAAUUAUUUUCAGUUAUUUUCAAGAACAA
Messenger RNA from Vitis riparia (riverbank grape), 742 nucleotides. Its product is annotated as 40S ribosomal protein S19-1-like. Bases 72 to 512 code for a protein of 146 amino acids. Gene Ontology annotation, cellular component: cytosolic small ribosomal subunit; ribosome. Gene Ontology annotation, biological process: translation; ribosomal small subunit assembly. Lineage: Eukaryota; Viridiplantae; Streptophyta; Magnoliopsida; Vitales; Vitaceae. The record is from RefSeq and is a predicted model, not a curated record. The transcript is spliced from 4 exons. Gene Ontology annotation, molecular function: structural constituent of ribosome; RNA binding.